GGAUCAUGUUGCAGCUACGGGAUUUGGCUUCCUUGACAGUGGGGCUUGGCCAGAGGGUGUCCCUCUGCUUGUGUGGUACUCUUGGCGCUUGCCGGUAUCCUUAGGGUUCCGCCCACUGUCCCCAGGCUUCAUGGGGAAGGAAGGACGAUGAGGCUGAGGCUCAUCCACACCGUCAGUCCUGGUCAUCGUACCCUGUAAAUAUGUCCAAAGGGACUGCUGCCAGUUUUAGCGUCUCCUGCCCCUCUUUGAGAACUUCGUCAGGCCUGAUUCACGAGUUCAUCCUCUCACUUCUUGAGAAGAUGCAGACACAGGAGAUCCUGAGGAUACUGAGGCUGCCCGAGCUGAGUGACUUGGGCCAGUUUUUCCGCAGCCUCUCGGCCACCACCCUCGUGAGUAUGGGUGCGCUGGCCGCUAUCCUCGCCUACUGGUUCACUCACCGGCCAAAGGCCUUGCAACCACCAUGCAACCUCCUGAUGCAGUCAGAGGAAGUGAAGGACAGUGGUGGGGCCCGGCGAUCCGUGAUUGGGGAUGGGCCUCAGCUGCUUACCCACUACUACGACGACGCCAGGACCAUGUACGAAGUGUUCCGCCGUGGGCUUAGCAUCUCAGGGAAUGGACCCUGUCUUGGCUUCAGGAAGCCCAACCAGCCUUAUCAGUGGCUGUCCUACCAGGAGGUGGCCGACAGGGCUGAAUUUCUAGGGUCCGGACUUCUCCAGCACAAUUGUAAAGCAUGUACAGAUCAGUUUAUCGGCGUUUUUGCACAAAAUCGACCAGAGUGGAUCAUCGCAGAGCUUGCCUGCUACACGUAUUCUAUGGUGGUGGUCCCGCUGUAUGACACCCUGGGCCCUGGGGCUAUCCGGUACAUCAUCAACACAGCUGACAUCAGCACCGUGAUCGUGGAUAAACCUCAGAAGGCUGUGCUUCUGCUAGAGCACGUGGAGAGAAAGGAGACUCCAGGGCUCAAGCUGAUCAUCCUCAUGGAACCGUUCGAGGAAGCUCUGAAAGACAGAGGGCAGGAGUGUGGGGUGGUCAUUAAGUCCAUGCAGACUAUAGAGGACUGCGGCCAACGGAAUCAUCGUGUCCCUGUGGUAAGCUCGUCUGCCAGCGGGUCUUUAUUGAGCAAGCCCCCAAAGCCCAGUGACCUCUCCAUUGUGUGUUUCACAAGCGGUACGACAGGGAACCCCAAAGGUGCAAUGCUCACCCAUGGGAACGUGGUGGCUGACUUCUCAGGCUUUCUGAAAGUGACAGAGAGUCAGUGGGCUCCCACUCGUGCGGAUGUGCACGUUUCCUAUUUGCCUUUAGCACACAUGUUUGAGCGAAUGGUGCAGUCUGUUGUCUACUGCCACGGAGGGCGCGUCGGCUUCUUCCAGGGAGACAUCCGUCUCCUCUCGGAUGAUAUGAAGGCUCUUUGCCCCACCAUCUUCCCUGUGGUCCCACGACUGCUGAACCGGAUGUACGACAAGAUCUUCUGCCAAGCAGACACACCAGUAAAGCGUUGGUUCCUGGAGUUUGCAGCAAAGCGUAAACAGGCUGAGGUCCGGAGUGGAAUCAUCAGGAAUGACAGUAUCUGGGAUGAAUUAUUCUUUAAUAAGAUUCAGGCCAGUCUUGGUGGGUGUGUGCGGAUGAUUGUUACUGGAGCAGCCCCCGCAUCACCAACAGUCUUGGGAUUCCUCCGGGCGGCUCUGGGGUGCCAGGUUUAUGAAGGUUAUGGCCAAACUGAGUGCACAGCUGGAUGUACGUUCACCACACCCGGGGACUGGACCUCAGGGCAUGUCGGGGCGCCUCUGCCCUGCAAUCAUAUCAAGCUCGUCGAUAUCGAAGAACUGAACUAUUGGACCUGCAAAGGAGAGGGAGAGAUAUGUGUGAAAGGACCAAAUGUGUUCAAAGGUUAUUUGAAAGAUCCUGACAGGACAAAGGAGGCUCUGGACAGCGACGGCUGGCUUCACACUGGAGACAUUGGGAAAUGGCUGCCGGCAGGAACUCUUAAAAUUAUUGAUCGGAAAAAGCACAUAUUUAAACUCGCUCAGGGAGAAUAUGUUGCACCCGAGAAGAUUGAGAACAUCUAUAUCCGGAGUGAGCCUGUGGCGCAAAUCUAUGUUCAUGGGGACAGCUUAAAGGCCUUUUUGGUGGGCAUUGUUGUGCCCGACCCUGAAGUCAUGCCGUCCUGGGCCCAGAAGAGAGGAAUCGAAGGGACGUAUGUAGAGCUCUGCACAAAUAGGGAGCUGAAGAAAGCCAUUUUGGAAGAUAUGGUGAGCUUGGGAAAAGAAGGUGGACUCCAUUCUUUUGAACAGGUUAAAGCCAUUCACAUCCACUCUGAUAUGUUCUCAGUUCAAAACGGCUUGCUGACACCAACACUAAAGGCUAAGAGACCUGAGCUGAGAGAAUACUUCAAAAAACAAAUAGAAGACCUUUAUUCAAUCUCCAUGUGAAGUUCAAGGAAAGUUCUUCUCAGUACAAUGGACUGUGUAGCAAUAUGAUAGUUAUUCUUGAAAGUAAUGAGUCAGAAUGAUGCAAAUGAAAAUGAAUAAGCUUGUGACUUUAUGACUGAGCCUUUUUCUGUUCCAAGAGGUCUUUAACAAUAUUUUCUCUGUCAUCACUGAGUACACUUUAUUUUUAUUAAAAUGAUAUUGUAGCAAGCUGCUAAAAAUAUCACAAAUGGCAAUGUGAAAAUCAAGACUUUUCUCAAGAACCGUGUACCACUAAAAGUAAUUAUUCUCAAUGUUCACGGAACUCCUAUUAAAACAUAAAGGAAAACAUAACUGAUACAUUGUACUUAAUUAUUUUUGAAUAGUAACCAUAUACAGCAAAUAUCUAGGCAAUGUGGACUACCUCAUUCAAUAACUGAUGUCAAAAAAUCACUAUUAAAUCAGACUUAAAAAAAUCAAAACUAGGUGUAUAGAAUCAUGCUAAAACAAAACAUGAUAACUCACAUUCUACAUAACUUCAGAUUCUUUAAACAUGACAAUCCUUAUUGAUGUGAAAAGUUUUCUCUUGAAUUUUUACAUUUGUCCAUGAAAAAUUCAAAAUCAGAUAUUCUUAAAACAAAUGUUAUAUUUAUGUAACAUUUUACAAAGAUCUUUCAAUUCAUUUUCUCACUUAUUAAACUCAUUAAAAUAUUCAGGAACUACAAGAAAUAUAAUGUAAAACUACUUCAAGGAUAGUAUGUAUAGAUUCAUGGACUUCUUACCAUAAUGAAUUCUAUGAGAUGUCUGUUGACUCUACAAUGGAUGGACCUUUGGGGAAGACUUGGGAGAAGAAACCCAGAAUUAUUUCUCAGGGUGGCAGCCAUUAAUGUACUUAAUUUUCCUUGCUGGGUUCUUCCAGUCUUCCGUUUUCAAUAUGUCCGUCCUAGGCCUGGGAAACCAAAUAUGGCUAUAAUUCUGAACAAUUUCACUUUUGUUCAGUUAGACAGGAUGUGGGAAGGUGAGGAUGUUAUUUCCAAAUGAAAUAAUUUUUCAUCAACAUAAUUUUGAAGAACCUCUUCAAAAUGCCCCUAGAAAACUUUUUAAGUCCAUCAUAGAUAAAUAUCUCCUUAGGGCAUAAUUCCAUUCAUAAAAUUUUUAGAUGCUUCUAGGCUUAACCACAAAAACCUCCUCUCUUGCAUUAUAUUUAGAUCUUUCUUACACCUGGGUGCCAAUAAUUUGAUAUAAUUAAAGCCCAGCUUAGACAGCAAUUAAGUUCCAAGCUACAGACGGUGCAUCUGAAGAAGCAACUUCUUCUAAUAGAGACAGGACUCCAAAAAGCAGAGAUGGGGGCAGUGUUCACAGUUCAGAAGCUCCUUUCCCCUGGAGCAAAUCCAAACUGUAAAUAAAUGCUAUUGGAUAAAAACUGCAUAAUCACACAGGCCUACUGGAUGAAUCUGCAUCAGUGAUUGUGCAUUUAUAUUUCAGUCUUGGCAAAAGUCGCCCACAGCUCAUUUGAUGUAUUUAUCCAAUCUUUUACAUAUUCUUUUGGUGUAUUUUCUCUGCAGACUCACUAUUUGCACUUAUAAAUUUGACUUUUACUAAAUGAGCUAGUUCUAUGCACAUUAAUUUUUAAAGGCAUUUCUGAAUAAACAAAUAACUAAAAAUGUCCAAGGCCACAUCUAUAUGGCAUUACUUUUUUAUAUUCAAUAUAUAUUUGACUAAUUAAAAGAGAAAAUCAUCACCUGAAUUGGAUAUUCAUACUAUUUUAAAGACAAGCAGCUUCACAUCUAAAAGAAAAUGAAGCUGUUUCCCUUUGUCUUCCCACUCAACUAAAAUUUCAUAGUUGGCUUUGUUUCCAAAAGGAUUUUGGACAAUGUAAUAUAAGCAAAUAAUUUAAAACUUAUUUUGAUUCUAUUUAUACCUCAUAGUAGUUAGAUAUAACUGAUUGUGGACAACUUAAGAUUUCUUUUUCUCACUUUAAAGAUCUUAUGUUUCUACUAGCCUUCCUUAUCUGUGUGAACAUCAUCACAUUUGGGUCAAAAGACAGGUUAUUGCAGAUGUGCUGAGGAAAGUUAGGGCCCUAAACAUACUGGAUGUAUAUUUAUCUAUUCUUCUGUUUAAUUUCACUGAAUUUUUUAAUAAAGGAGAAAUGAAACAAUAUGUGUUAGAAAAAUCCUUCUUCCUCCAGAUUUCCCAACUUUAUUUUGGGGGGAAAAAGUCUGCAUUUCUCUUUAACCAAUACAGAAAAAGGCUAUGUACUUAAGACCUUCACAUUCAUAGAGGACAUCAGAUACGAUUUAAGUCUGGAGGCAUAAGAGAGGUCAAUUCCUUAAGCAUAAAGAUGUUCUUAAAUGUUUGGCCUUUUAUCUGUUUCUCAUUCCAAUGUGUUCGUAAUUCUCACAUUUUACAAACUAAUCUUGUUGUGUAUAUUAUAAAAUAGAAUAGACACCAAUUUUUUUUUUCCUUUGCCAUA
Molecule: messenger RNA, 4878 nt
Organism: Equus caballus (horse)
Lineage: Eukaryota; Metazoa; Chordata; Mammalia; Perissodactyla; Equidae
Source: RefSeq, a predicted model, not a curated record